AGCACCCAGUCACAGCUCUAGUUGUCACUUGGCCUCCUGAAUAACUCUAGUCUCCAGUCAGAGCCACUGGGGAGGAGGGACCCACAGAGAACCUAUGUCUUUAUAAAAACCAUGGAGAAUCAUCUGUGUAUACCCUGCUAAGGAGUCAAAGGACAAAGAAGUGAUGGGAGUGGUGAGCAGCAAAAAGCAGGUGAAGGAGAAGGAGAAGGGUCAAUGGAGCCCUGUGAAGGUCAGCACCCAGAGCAAAGAUCCUCCACCACUGCCACCUCUGAUCCUGUUUAACCACCUGACUCCUGCACCUCCAGACGCAUGCUUGGACCAAGAGGAGCGUUUCGUGGUGGCCCUGUAUGACUACAGCUCAGUGAAUGACAGGGACCUGCAGAUGCUGAAGGGAGAGAAGCUGCAGAUACUGAAGGAAGCUGGGGACUGGUGGUGGGCCAGGUCUCUCAUCACGGGAAGAGAAGGCUACGUGCCCAGCAACUUUGUGACCCGAGUGGAGACCCUGGAGGUGGAAAAAUGGUUCUUUAGGUCAAUUAGCCGGAAAGAUGCUGAGAGACAGCUUCUGGCUCCAGUCAAUAAGGCGGGCUCCUUUCUUAUCAGAGAGAGUGAAACCAACAAAGGUGCCUUUUCCUUGACUGUGAAGGAUGUGACCACCCAGGGGGAGAUGAUCAAACACUACAAGAUCCGCUCCCUGGAUGAAGGGGGCUAUUACAUCUCCCCCCGCAUCACCUUCCCUACUCUCCAGGCUUUGGUGCAGCACUAUUCUCAGAAGGGGGAUGGCUUAUGCCAGAGGCUGACCCAACCCUGUGUGAGCCUGGCUCCUCAAAACCCCUGGGCCCAGGAUGAAUGGGAAAUCCCUCGGCAGUCUCUCAAGCUGGUCAGGAAACUCGGGUCUGGGCAGUUUGGCGAAGUCUGGAUGGGUUAUUACAAGAACAACGUGAAAGUGGCCAUCAAGACGUUAAAGGAGGGAACCAUGUCUCCGGAGGCUUUUCUGGGUGAGGCCAACCUGAUGAAAACUCUCCAGCAUGAGCGGCUCGUUCGUCUCUACGCUGUGGUCACCAAGGAGCCCAUCUACAUCGUGACGGAGUACAUGGCCAGAGGAUGCUUACUGGAUUUCCUGAAGACGGUUGAAGGCAGCAGACUGUCCCUCCCAAGACUGAUCGACAUGUCAGCCCAGAUUGCUGAAGGAAUGGCGUAUAUUGAGCAAAUGAAUUCAAUCCACCGCGACCUGAGGGCGGCCAACAUCCUGGUGUCUGAGACCCUGUGCUGCAAGAUUGCUGACUUCGGCUUGGCCCGCAUCAUCGACAGUGAAUACACUGCCCAAGAGGGGGCCAAGUUCCCCAUCAAGUGGACUGCCCCAGAGGCCAUCCACUUUGGAGUGUUCACCAUCAAAGCAGACGUGUGGUCAUUUGGAAUCCUCCUGAUGGAAAUCGUCACUUACGGGCGUGUACCAUACCCAGGAGGUGGGAAUAGCAUCAUACCAUGUACGGAGGAAGAAAGCCAAGCACAAAGCGUAUUCCCAAGCCACACUGCUCAUUGGGAUGAGGAUGCAGAUGCUGGACUGUGGCAGCAGAGGACUAGAGGGGAGCUGCUGGGCUGGGAGAGACCUCACCGGGGGACUGCCUCUGCAGGGGAACAGAGGUGACUCAGCAAAGAAGAAUGCACAUCUGUCCUUGCGAUUUCCAGAGUACAUUCCCAUAGAUCCCUAUAGAUUCCCAUAGAUCCCUAUAGAUUUUCAAUCAGCUCUGGGAAGGCAUCGCCAUUGUUAUUAUGCCUACACACUUGCACACAAGAAGUAAACAGCAGAGACUCCACACCACUAAGUUCGUCUAGAGGCUCUUAGCUGGCCAGUGCUGGACCCCCCCACACACAGAUUUGAACCUAUUCUUUGCCCCCAGCCCCUUGCCAUAAACUGCUCUGUAGGGGAGCAUGACGCUCUCAGGAGCAGGGCAUGUUUGUGCAGGUAGGCCAGGCAGGCUCACUGGGCAAGUCUCAGUGUGUGUGUGUGGAGAGGGCAAUGUGGUCAGAUGGGGGCCUGGACAGAUCUCCUCUAGGCGGUCCAGGAUUUGGGAGGUAGAGGGAACCCUGUCCUUGGGGCAGUGGGGGUCUCCAGAGAAUUGCCUCUGACCUCUCUCGGGAAGGAAGGGUUCUUUGGGGGAGUUGGCUGCUGAAUCUUUCAGAAAAAAAUUUGCAGCUCAGCCUCCCAUACUCUGGAGGAGGCUUGGUGCCCGCACCCCAUCUCCCCAGAAUCUCUGGGAAUUGAGACCAUCAGGCUCAAACCCUGGGACGAGGGGUAUGGCUGGAGGGAAUAAAGCUGGAGUUCAGGGCACCACAGAGUGGACUGCCGCUGUGGAGGGUGGGGGAGCACACCAGGCAGAUCUGAGCCCGUAGGGUUCACAUGAGCAGGGCCCUGAGAGGACCUAAGGGUACCUUUGGAGGUAGGACUGGGAGGAGCUCAUAUCAGCAGGAUAGGAAAUGAGUCCCUCCUUCCCCCUUAGCAGCCUGGGCACCACCUCCCUGCCCCUCAAGGCCCCUCUAAAGUGGUUUCCCACGACUUGGGCCCCAGCUGUCCAGAGCUGCAAGGCCUAGGGCUGGCUGGCCACCUCCUUGAACCCCACCACCUUCCCAUAAAGAUGGAAGGGUCUCCCAGUGCUUUGUCACUGCACUAUUUAUAAAAAUCACUUCCGCUCCUUGUUUUGAAAGACAAGUUUCUUGGGGCACCUGAGUGGCUCAGUCGGUUAGGCAUCCCACUCUUGGUUUCAGCUCAGGUCGUGUUCUCAUGGGUCAUGGGAUCAAGCCCUACAUUGGGCUCCAUGCUUAAUGGGGAAUCUGCUUGAGAUACUCUCCCUCUUCCCCCCUCCUGAGCUCUCCUCCUCUAAAAAUAAAUAAAUCUUUGGAAAAAUUAAUAAGUAAGAGACAGGUUUCUAGUCUUUCUCUGAGAUUCUGAUCCAGAAGGUCUAAAGUAGGAUCUGGAAAUCUCAUCUUUCCUAAGAACUCUAAGUGAUUCGAUUAGCUCCCAACCCUGACUUUGGUUCAAAUCACCGGGAGAUGGAAGGCAGGCACAUCUAAAAAUACCACUGUCAGGAUUCCAGGCGGGGCUAACCAUGGGCACAUUUUAGAUGCCUCCAGCUGGUACUAAAGUUCAGACAGGAUUGGAAACUACUGGGUAGACCGUGUGGGGUUUGGAAGUACCCUUCCAAGAGGGCAGGCUGCAAGGCACCUGGCGUUCCGGUCUUGAUGCUCGGGUCCUGGAAUUGCAGGACUCGCUCGUGUCUGUGGCUUUUCCCAGUUCUGCAUGCAAGCUCUAACCUGCAGAAACUAGGAAAGAAGCCCAUAAGCCUGGCACAUUGUCAGGCACACAGACGGUUCCUUGGAGGGGAGGCUGGAGGGGAACCUUGAAGGAUUAGGGAGACUUCUCCCCACCAGGGGGCGGACUUGCCUCAGCGGUGCCCAGAACUGAGCCUCAGUGUCCCAGAGGGUGGGUU
Canis lupus familiaris (dog) is the source of this 3485-nucleotide messenger RNA. RefSeq names its product BLK proto-oncogene, Src family tyrosine kinase (gene BLK). The transcript is spliced from 13 exons. Gene Ontology annotation, molecular function: signaling receptor binding; non-membrane spanning protein tyrosine kinase activity; ATP binding. NCBI's taxonomy places the organism in Eukaryota, Metazoa, Chordata, Mammalia, Carnivora, Canidae. Bases 164 to 1645 code for a protein of 493 amino acids. The record is from RefSeq and is a predicted model, not a curated record. Gene Ontology annotation, biological process: cell surface receptor protein tyrosine kinase signaling pathway; protein phosphorylation; cell differentiation. Gene Ontology annotation, cellular component: extrinsic component of cytoplasmic side of plasma membrane.